AUUAUUUCGUUUCGUCCACCUUCGAAGGUCUUCGAAGUAGCUUUCCUCUCCAAAUUUUAUCCAGGCAUUACAAAGGAAAAAACCAAAAGGAGGAUCAAAUUCAUCUUCUCUGGUUAAGCUAUGGCAUCAAAGCGGAUCUUGAAGGAAUUGAAGGAUUUACAAAAGGAUCCUCCAACAUCUUGCAGUGCCGGUCCUGUUGCUGAUGACAUGUUUCAUUGGCAAGCAACAAUCAUGGGUCCACCAGAUAGUCCUUAUGCUGGGGGUGUUUUCCUAGUGACCAUCCAUUUUCCUCCAGAUUAUCCCUUUAAGCCACCCAAGGUAGCAUUUAGAACAAAGGUAUUCCACCCCAACAUUAACAGCAAUGGAAGCAUUUGCCUAGACAUCUUGAAAGAGCAGUGGAGUCCUGCACUAACGAUUUCCAAGGUAUUGCUAUCGAUAUGUUCCUUGCUGACGGACCCAAAUCCGGAUGAUCCAUUGGUGCCAGAGAUUGCGCACAUGCACAAGACAGACAGGAACAAGUACGAGACAACUGCAAGGAGCUGGACCCAGAAGUACGCCAUGGGCUAAAGGA
Messenger RNA from Hibiscus syriacus, 571 nucleotides. Its product is annotated as ubiquitin-conjugating enzyme E2 10-like. Gene Ontology annotation, molecular function: ubiquitin conjugating enzyme activity. The transcript has 5 exons. Lineage: Eukaryota; Viridiplantae; Streptophyta; Magnoliopsida; Malvales; Malvaceae. The record is from RefSeq and is a predicted model, not a curated record. Gene Ontology annotation, biological process: protein polyubiquitination. Gene Ontology annotation, cellular component: nucleus. The coding region runs from base 121 to 567 and encodes 148 amino acids.